AUUGUAAUCAUUAUGCUUCUUCACAGAGAAGAUGAACAACUCUCUGCUUGCUGCUAUCUUUUUAUUUGCAACAGAUUCCUGCAGCUCUAUGACCCAGGGUUUCCCAUUCUGCCAGCAGCUCCCAGAUUGGGACAAUGAGUUGGUAUGCUACAAAGAAUUAAGUGAGGAUCUAACCUGUACCUGGCUGCCAGUACCCAGUGCUCCGAAUACAAUUAAUUAUACCAUCUUCUUAAAAUGGGACAGAAUACCAAAACUUUUUCAACGAAACACGUCAUCAUCUUCCAUCACGAUAGAACGAAAGAAUCUCUACAUGAAGCGAUCUGCGUCAAUCUGGAUAGCAGUCAAUUAUGCCCAUGACAGCUGUGUGAAAGGAAAGAAGAUCUCAGUUACACUGAGCAAAGCAGGGAAGUGCUUGACACCAUCAAACAUAAAUGCUCAUCAGGUCACAAACCAACUGAUAGUAAAGUGGGACCUGCCUGCAACUCCUACAGUGUAUGAGCUGAGGUACAGAGAGGCAGUCGCAGAAUCCACUCGGUGGACGCUGGUGCCUGUCAAAAGCAGUGCUGUCAAUGUCACCAUUUGGAAUUUAAAUGCUAUGUCUUCAUACAUUGUUCAGCUUAGAUGCAUAGCCAAGGAUGAUCUCUACUGUGUUUGCGUUUGGAGUAAAGAGAUUUUGGUCCCUCACAAACUCAUGAACAAGCCAAGAAUAUCAUACAAUGCAACUACAGAAAUUGCUCCAGGCAGAAGAAGUGUUCUUCUGAAGUGGGAGGUAACACAAAGCGAGAAUAUCCUUGGAUAUUACAUUAAUGUGGAAAGAAUACCCAACAGCUGCAGUGAUUCACCAAAUCGCAUCUUUCUAAAGGACAGAGAAGUUCUUGUAAAUAUUUCUAUGGCUUAUUACAGAGUUAGUAUUUCUGCCUAUAAUCAAGCAGGAGAAUCUCCUCAAGCCAUCUACAUUGUCCCAGACUUCUGUACAACAGACAUGCCUGGCCAAAUGCACGUCAAACACCAGGGAACUAGUGCAGUUGUCACCUGGACUCCAGAAUACAAUCCAAAAUGUUUUGUGGUUGACUGGGGCACGGGUAAAGAGGAUAUGCGCAUGAAAAUAGUAACUACAGCUACUGGAAAUUUCACACUAGACAAUUUUCAGCCAUUUAAGUUGUACAAAAUAAUGGUACACGCAUCGGAUGUGUGUCAGUGUGAAAGUUUCACAGGACAUGAAAAGACUUUUGGAGUGACCCAUUUUUACUCAGUUGAAGGAGUUCCUAGGACAGGUCCUGCUAAUGUGACAAUCCUGAAUAUCACAAAGCAUUCUGCACUUGUGAAGUGGACCCAAAUAGCUGCUGAAGAUUGUUUGGGCUUUCUCCAGGGAUACAGGAUCAGCUACACAGACACAUCUAGGAAAAAGUCUCUGGUUGUUACUCUCAAUUCUUCUACCACAAGCUACCAUCUUACCAGACUGAAGGAAAAAACCAGUUACCGUGUGCAGAUUUCAGGAUUCACUAAUGUGGGUGAAGGACCUCCGACUCAUUCACAACCUUUCAGCACUCCAAAAUAUGAUAAAGGAGAAUUUGAAGGUUUUGUGACUGGCCUUUGCUUCAGCACAAUAUUCAUUCUGGUUUUUGCACCUCUCACUUGUUCUCUGCUGCUUAAAAGGCUGAAAAUAUCAUGCUGGCCCAGUGUACCAAGUCCAAAAAACAGCAGUGCACUCCAAAAUAUGAUUAAUUGGAAACCUGUUUCAAGGUCACUGCUUCAGGCCCUGUCAGACAAUGUUAACACCAGUCUUUAUGUCAUCGAGCAUGAGACAAAGGCUUCUUUGAAGUUAGACCUCUUUACAGAUGGUGGAGAAGACAGCAAAUGUAACACUGACCAGUCAGAAGAACCUAGCAAUAACUUAGACAUAAGCCUAAAGCAGAAAGAAAUCCCUGAAGAAGUAGUAACAAGUGAAAAAGAAGGAAUCAUUUCCAUUACCGUACCACUCUUGAGUGACUACACUAGCAUGGAGAUCAGCCAAAAAGCCUUGAUGAGCCUGACAGUGAAACUGCCUGCAAGAGUUGUUCAUCCUCAUCUGAAAAUGGAGCUAAGCAGUAAGCCAGCACAAACUGAGCAUGAGCGUUUGUUUGCUCCCCAAGACUACCUCAAGCAAAACCAGCUGGUACUCUUGACAUCUGGACCAAAUUUCAUGGGACAAGUCAAUUCAAACUGAAGCCGUAAUUUCUUCAUAUUUUUUUCAAAUUUCAAAAUAUAAUUUCCCAUACUGUAAAAUCCAGUUCCAAAACCUCUAAUGCUUAAAUGAAGCCAUUAGGACCAUGUAGUGUUACUGUAAAAAUUGGCCAGAGAAAUUCUCUAAGACUCAAUUUGGAGUUUAGAGAGCAGCAUUCUUCAUUGCAGCACUGGGUGCACAUGCAAAUUGUUUUGCAAAGGUGAAUGCCCCCAUUACUUGCCGGCAGCAGCUGUAUAUUUAGCAUAUUCAUGCAUACUAACAAAUUUUCCAUGAGAUUAUUUACAUAUUCAUGCUAUUUCCAUGAAUUAAUUAUAAUAUUUGCAUCCUAAUUACAUGUGCUCUUUCUUGCUGAGUGGGGGUCUCUGAUGGCUGCUCACUGUGUUUACUGAAUGACCUCAGUCCUUGCUCAUGUUUGCAAGGUCCCAGUGCUGAGUUAGCAGCUGGUAUGUCUUUGCUUCUGUUCUGCUCCAUGUUGGAUGCCACUCUGCUAUCUUGAAAGCUGGCAUCCUCGGUCUUGUUUAUU
Molecule: messenger RNA, 2747 nt
Organism: Pezoporus occidentalis (night parrot)
Lineage: Eukaryota; Metazoa; Chordata; Aves; Psittaciformes; Psittacidae
Product: interleukin-31 receptor subunit alpha-like
Exons: 15
Coding region: 32-2206 (724 amino acids)
Biological process (GO): cytokine-mediated signaling pathway
Cellular component (GO): signaling receptor complex; membrane; external side of plasma membrane
Molecular function (GO): cytokine binding; cytokine receptor activity
Source: RefSeq, a predicted model, not a curated record